UUGGCAUCGUCGUCACCUGGGCUUUCUUCUGUUUUCUCGCUCCAGCCCAGGCUUCUCCCUCCCUCUCUCCUUUCCUCCUUUCUCUCCCUUUUUUGUUUUCCAUUCUUUUCCCCGUCGCCACUGUUUCCAUCUCCGAUCGAUCGUCUAGAUGCUGUGCCAUUGCCCAGUGCGGCUGGUUUUUCCCAUCCCCCUGUUGCAACUGAUGUGGGCUCAACCCUGCGAUCGUUCCACCUUUUCAAUUCAUCUGGUGCGAGAAACUUAAGUGGACAGUUAGUGGGGGGCGUAGUUGGCACAACAAGCUGCAUUUCUCCUUCCUUUCCAGCCCGGUAGAGGUGAUCGUUUCACGGAUGCACAGAGCACUUUCGACAUGAAGUAGCGUCGGGUGACGCAUUUGGGGUCGUACUUGCAUUGCAUUGCUUUGUCUUAACGUUGGCAGAGACAGUGAGGCAUUAUGGGUGCCGCAAGCGAGGUGCAGCUUCUUCAGGCGCGUGCGCAGUUCAUGCGCGACAGCCUGGGCAAGAGCCAAAGCAUGACAGAAUCCAUGAUCUCCAUUCUCGGUUCCUUCGACCAUAGACUCUCCUCUUUGGAGACCGCAAUGCGCCCUACUCAAGUACGAACACAUGCAUUCAGAAAAGCACACGAAAAUAUUGACAGCACUCUCAAGGCAGCUGAAUCUGUGUUGACGCAAUUUGACGUCUCCCGCCAGGUAGAAGACACGGUAUUGAGCGGUCCCCUGAACGACUUAACUGGAUUUUUAGCAGCUGUGGACCAGCUUCAGAAAAAUGUAGAGUUUUUUACGCAGAACCGCGGUCUCAAGGCUAGCGAUGGUGCGCUGAAUCAUGCACGAAAUCUACUCAACAAGGGUAUGAAUCGCCUAGCUGACGAGUUUAAAACCCUUCUGAUCCAGAAUAGCAAACCUGCUGAUUCGGCGCAACUACAGGAGAUGAUACCUAAUUCCGGGAAGCUCACUGGGAACCCAGCAGUGGAAGGAAGACCUGAUGGUUCUAUUGGGAAUGUCAAAGUUCUACAACUCCCUGUUCUAAUUGCACCAAAAACUGUUCCACAACUUCGUGAUAUGGCUCAGAGGCUAGUUGCUGCCGGGUAUCAUGCGCAGUGUAUAAAAAUAUAUAGAGAUGUGAGGGCUUCAACAUUGGAACAGAGUUUGAAGAAACUUGGGGUUGAGAAGUUAAGCAAGGAGGAUGUGCAGAAGAUGCAAUGGGAGGCCCUGGAAGCCAAGAUCGGCAGCUGGAUUCAGUACAUGCGAAUAGCUGUAAAACUAUUAUUUUCUGCAGAACGAAAGCUAUGUGAUCAAAUAUGGUACCACCUCGAUCCGCACCGAGAGAAGUGCUUUGCAGAUGUGACUGACUCCAGUGUGCAUAUUCUCCUGAGCUUUGGAGAAGCGAUAGCAAGGAGUAAAAAGUCACCAGAGAAGCUCUUUGUUCUGCUUGAUAUGUAUGAAACCAUGCAUGAGCUAUUUCCUGAGAUAGAGAAUUUGUUUUCUUCAGCAUCUGCAAUUGGUCUUAGACAAGCUGCUCAGGAUUUAAUACAACGUCUGGCUCAGACGGCCAAAGAAACUUUUGGUGAUUUUGAAGAUGCUGUGUCAACAGAUGCGACAAAGACGCCUGUUUUGGAUGGAACAGUCCAUCCCCUCACAAGCUAUGUCAUUAAUUAUGUCAAAUUUCUUUUUGAUUAUCAAAAAACCUUAAAUCAUUUGUUGGGAGGUGGGCAACCUCAACUUCAAGCCACCCCUUCACCAUUGGCAGCUGCCACAGUGCGCCUUAUGUCUGUGCUACAAGUUAAUUUGGAUGGGAAGUCAAAAUUAUACCGGGAUCCUGCACUUACGCAGCUGUUCCUCAUGAAUAAUAUUCACUACAUGGUCCGAUCUGUCAGAAAAUCAGAGGCAAAAGACCUACUGGGCGAUGACUGGGUUCAAAGACAACGACGUAUUGUCCAGCAACAUGCAAACACAUAUCAGCGUGCUGCCUGGGGCAAGGCUCUGUCAUAUUUGAGUGGGUCUGGGUCUUCCAGUGGACAUCUUAGUGGUGGGUCUUCUGAUGGCAGUAGUAUUUCGAAGUCUGCUAUCAAAGAGAGAUUCAAGAAUUUCAGCCUGCUUCUGGAGGAAUUAUACAAUCGGCAAACACAGUGGACCAUACCAGACAGUGAGCUGAGGGAAGCCGUCAGGCUGGCAGUUGCCGAGGUCUUGUUACCAGCUUAUCGGUCGUUUCUAAAGCGCUACAGCUCAAUCAUCGAAAGUGAUAGACACAAGGGGAAAUACAUUAGGUACACUCCCGAGGACUUGGAGCGGAUGCUGGGUGAGUUCUUUGAGGGCAAGACGCGUGUUGAACAGAGGCGGUGAAUCGAAUGUUGAGGCUUUGCCGUGUUCGCGAUUUGUGUUAUUUCAAGGUUGUGGCUAGAUUGGGAUGGAUCUUGCAGCUCAUGUUUUAUGUGAUCUUUCCUAACGAUGGGCCACAAAAGAGUCUAUCGAGAUUUUCUAGGACUUCCAAGCAAAGUAUGAUCCUCAAUUGAGAUCCUUAUUGAAACAGAAGUAUAUCAUACGAGGACCAAGACCACCAUAAUGUUUGGUCACCAAUGGUUCGAAAUUGGUGGAGCUGACAGCUAUGCACUUUUGACUUUGUUGCUCUGCCAUAUAGAGAUUGAAUAGUCCUUGAUGGUCAAUAUCUCGUUACUGAAGCUGCAGUUCAUGCGACUGCCCGAAGCUUUUCUGCAUUCAUUGUAGCCUGAUUGUGUAGAGCAUCAAAUCCGGUUUUGAUUUUGUGCAGGGCUCUUUGCUGGCUCUUUCAUAGCAGCAAUUUGUGUUAUGAAAUACUCGCUGAUUACAUGCC
Molecule: messenger RNA, 2843 nt
Organism: Physcomitrium patens
Lineage: Eukaryota; Viridiplantae; Streptophyta; Bryopsida; Funariales; Funariaceae
Product: exocyst complex component EXO70A1
Biological process (GO): exocytosis
Cellular component (GO): exocyst
Molecular function (GO): phosphatidylinositol-4,5-bisphosphate binding
Source: RefSeq, a predicted model, not a curated record